Messenger RNA from Pungitius pungitius (ninespine stickleback), 4386 nucleotides. RefSeq names its product dynein axonemal assembly factor 3-like. The coding region runs from base 65 to 1420 and encodes 451 amino acids. Lineage: Eukaryota; Metazoa; Chordata; Actinopteri; Perciformes; Gasterosteidae. Gene Ontology annotation, biological process: axonemal dynein complex assembly; motile cilium assembly. The transcript has 17 exons. The record is from RefSeq and is a predicted model, not a curated record.
GUUGCUUGGCAACGGAACUCAAACGGUCGACUUCAACUUUAUUCAGGAGUCAGACUGCGAGGACAUGAGUGCUGGACGGGCACCCGAGGGUGCUGGCUGCAUCACCUGGUGGGGGUUCAGUCCGGCGCGCGACCUGCUGAGCACAGGCCCGGUGAGACCUCGAGGGGACAUCAAUGUGUUGCUGGUGGGCAGUGGAGAUCCGCGACAUAUUCUGAAGACCAUUUCUGGUUUGCAGAACCACGAAAACCUUCAUGUGUGGGUGAUAGAAGACUGCAUGGAGGUGGUGUCCAGACAGCUGCUGCUCCUCUACCUGGCACUGACGCCACAGGAAAGCAUGGGAAAUAAUGAGAAGACGGAGGUUUUCUUGGAGGUGUUUGGGAACGGUGAGAUCCGCGGCCACACAGAAGAGAGACUGAGACGCGCCGCAUCACAGCUGAUCGUGUCCGUCACCGAGUCUCUGGAGACAGCCACACACCCCGCUCUGAACACAGCUCUUCUCAAGUUCAAGGAGCGAGAUGAGUUGACCGGGAUUUUCCAGAUGUGGAUCCAGCCUCGGCCUUCGUCGUCCUCAUCUGAGUGCGCUGCCCCCGUCUCGAUGUCCAAAGCCUGGGAUUAUCGGGUCAGGCAGCACCUUGGAACACGCUACGACUCCAAGAGGAAUUGCUUUGACUGGGACCUCCUAAUGAAACUACACGAGAAAGGGUGUGGCGUCAUUAACAAACAGCAAUAUGCACGGUGGAGGGAACGGGGUCUGGCGUUCGAACUGCGGGAAGGUGUCUACCAAACAAGCAACCCGAGUUUGCUCUCGUCCAGAGUGUUCCGUCAAAAAGGGGGAAAAGUGUCUUACAGGGGCUACUGGGGGGACAUUGUUUCCAGUCCUUACCUCUCCUUCGGGAUUGAAACCGAUGACACGAACCUGCUCAGGACGCAGAAUGGGCAACACAUCUCGACGGCCCAGGAUAUCUCUGUCGCAAAUGUACAAGAACUGUUCCGGUCCCUGUCCAGUAGACGGAGCUGCUCCACCACCUCUCCGUCGGAGGCAGAGCAGGCGUCUCCUGAGGCUGACCCGAAAUCUGUCCCCGUUCACGGCUUGAUGCGGCCGGAUGGGAUCUCCGUGACCUUCCUCCCGUCGGACGCACUUUACAAACUGCCAGAGAAACUGAAAUACUCCCGCUUCUUUAGCACCAUCUACUUCUCUGCCAGCUGCGUGAACCAGCUGGGCCCGACCAUCCGGCAGAUUGCAGCACCAGACGCCGUGCUGGUCGUGGAGCUGGCCAAGUACAUUUUGGAUCUGACUAAGGAGCAAGCAGCGGGCUUUGCAGAGAAAGUGGCGAGCAUGGCUCUGGAGGCUGAAUUUGAGCCGUGGCGUGACGGGAAGAGCGAUGACGUCCAUGCUGUUUUCAUACCACGGAGGAAGUAAAGGUGGUGCCUUUGUUCUGCUCCCUUUGACAGCAGCUUUAUGCAACAGUCCAGGUGGCUGUAAGAGAUGAAAUCAACAUCGUCUCACCUCCCUCCCCCGGGUCCUCAUCUUCCUCUGGAGAAAGGAAGAUGAUGGCGAUUGAGUGGAUGACUAGACAUUGACAUUUUUACUUUGCCGAAUGAGCGAGUGAAUGUCCUUACCUUCUUGAUGGCGUCUGAAUAGAUAACAAUUGAACAAACAGGAGCAGAUAAGGAGGAGGAGGAGGAGGAGGAGAAGCACACGGCCUACCUGAAGAUCAGAUGAUGGAAACAAGGGGAGUCACAGCUAGAGAGCACACACUGCUUUAUAUAAGGGGUCUUCUGGGGUCACGGAGAGGAGACGUCAACGCUGAUGAAAUGUGUGUGUGUGUGUGUGAGAAGCAAGAUUUAGAAAAGAGUGACAGGGGACUAGAUGUGGAUUAUUGUGAGCAUCUGCUGGAGUCUGACGGGCAGGACGAUGAGCGACGGGUUGGUUGAUGACCUCACAGCUGAAACAGGACACACAAAGACAGGUGGCAGGAAAUAGACAGAGACAAGCCAGUUCUGUGUUGGGACACAUUGAGAUCCCGUCCCGGGGUUCUUCUUCCUUUUCAUGAUUAAUAAAUCUUUAUCUUUGAACAAACCUUUUGCUGCCACUUGGGAGUGUGACGCUAUUCAUCUGUGUGUCCAUAUGGGGACAUUCGAAGGAAACAGGAAAAGGUUGUGCAGGCGAUGAUACGUCAGCAGGCUCUAACUACGUGUUUACAUGUUAAAAAUGCAACAUUUUCGUGAUAGUCAAAUACCACCUGAUGUAGGCAAAAGCAAGCAGCAAACAUUUCCAUAUAGACAAAUAGGAAAAGUUCUUUGGUAAAACCUACAGCACAUAAGAGGCAAUGAGACGUCCUGCAGAAGUGCACUUCAUCUCCUCCAAAGAAACACCUGCACACCAGGUAAGAACACUAGUUGGGACAUUUGGGCUUCAUGUAGCGUUUUUAUUUCAUCCAGCUAACAAGCAUUUGUGUAAUGUGCAAUAACCACAGUGAGACCCUGUGUGUACAUAAACAUUUACUUUCUUAGUUACAAGUAUAUUCAGUUACUGUGGGUUUUUGCAUUUAUUUCUUCUUUUUUUGUCUUAUUAUUAAUAUAUAUUCUUCUUGUUGUUUUUUUUACCAUGUAUCUUGUGUGUACUUUCAUAGAAGAAACUAUGCUCCGCCUGGUGAUUCUACUGCUCGCUUCAAGUUGCGUCACUCUGUGUUCACUCUUCUCCCGAGAGUAUCACCUGAUAAACGAGCAUAAGACAUGGGACGGGGCCCGAGCUUACUGCAGACAGAACCACAGUGAUCUCGCCACCAUCGGCAACAGGGACGACCUGGACAUACUUAGGAACAUGACCAACGCCAUCGGCUGGACUAAGGACACCUGGAUUGGACUUAGAAUGGGCACGGGGUUCUCCUGGAAGUGGUCCGUAGGAGAGCCUGAGAACAUUGCUGUGUACACUAACUGGGCCGCUGCACCAGGCUCGGGUUCCUGUGGCAGCGUGGCGGUUGGUGGGAAAUGGCUCGCAGCCUCCUGUGGAUCAACACUGGGGUUUAUCUGUAAGGAAGGUAAGGGCCUCGCUUUGUUAGUUGUUUCUACAGAGGUGUCCUGGUGGGAAGCCCGGCAGCACUGCCUGCAGAGAGGUACUGACUUGGCCGUCGUCAGGAACCAGGCGGAAAACCAGAUGUUACGGAGCAUGUUUAAUGAAAGCAAAGCUUUCUGGGUGGGUUUGUUCAGAGAUGAGUGGCAAUGGUCGGACCAGAGCGACAGUUCUUUCCGAUCCUGGGAGAUCGCUCAGCCAAACAGCGAUGGAUCAUGUGCAUUGCUUAACAUGCCCAACACAUGGUUUGACAGAGCUUGUGGUAACCGCUAUCCUUUCAUCUGUCACACCGGUGAGCGUCCAAUGUCUGUUGCAGUCUGAUUCAGUCCAGUGCAGCAUCGCUUUUCCUCUUAAUAUCAUCCUCAACAUGAUUUAUUUGACAAAACAAACAAAAGUCAUUUUUAUUUUUUGUUUAGAAAAAGAAGUAAGAAAACAGACCAUUGUGAAGGUGGAAAUGAAGUCAAAUUCAGACCUGAAUGACCCGACUGUGAGUGAAGCCAUUCUGAACCAAAUCCAACAGAAGUACGGCAUGGUCAAGCUUCAAUGGAGAAUCCAGCCGGACGGAAAGAUUUUCCACAAAAAAGAAAAGAAGGAAAUCAAAGAAACCUGUAAAAAUAAAGUAAAGUCGACGUUAUGAAAUGAUCUGCAGUGCAAAACAAGACUUGACAAUUACUCCUGAAAACAUGCAAAGGCACCUUAAGGGUGAAAGAUAAAAUUACAGUAACAUCAUGAGAAGUAAAAAAAAAAAUUAUGUUUUUUUUUUUUUUAAAUGCUCUUUGGAAAGAGACUUUGUUGCAUUUGACAAAUACAUUUUUUCAAGUCUUUUUAAGUUUUUAAGUCAAUAACGUAGCAUUUUUAAUACCCUGCAGUUAGGAUACGUGUUGAAAUGUAUCUGAGAAGCAUUAUAUAUAUUUCAUUAUGUAGGUUUAGUAAGUGAUAGAAAGAUGUCUCACCUUUUAGGUGUUUCCUACUCCCUUCUAAACGUAUCUUACAUCUUUAUUUUAUUCAGAAUUUGUUUGUUUUCUUAUAUUUUGUUGCAUAUUUUAUCUAAUAUAUUUAUUACAUGAUAUUUAUAAUAGUUUUGAUAUGAAUUAAAAUCUUUAACUGCAAAGUAAUAAUGUGUGUUUGAUACUUUUUUUGCAUUGAAUCAUACUCGAAUGAUUACUGAAACUGGCCCUACCGAAAACAAUCCACCAGCCGCCACUGGGCCUAGAUGUGGAUUAUUGUGAGCAUCUGCUGGAGUCUGACGGGCAGGACGAUGAGCGACGGGUUGGUUGAUGACCUCACAGCUGAAACAGGACACACAAAGACAG